UGAUAAUUAGUACAUACAUUGUAUUGCAGGCAUUUACAGUUUUGACAUGGUGUUCUGCUGUUUCAACACCAACCUCUCUACUUUUUUGCCCAGUCCACCAUCUCUGACAAUGUAUUUUGACCACAGAUGUCUGCCAGUACCUGCAUCAGUGAAUGUGUCCCACAGCCCACUGCAAUGCCAGCCACAAUCCAAUGUGUUCAAUGCCUUGUUUUCCAUUCUCAAAAGCUGUUUUUGCACAUGCAGUGGAGGCAUCAUAUAUGGACCUGUGUGUUGAGAGGAGUAUUGAAUUCAAUGGAAGAAAAUUUUGGAGGGGAAGUUGCAGGGCACAUAAGAGAAGGAGUGUCUUGUG
This is a messenger RNA of Lentinula edodes (shiitake mushroom), 349 nucleotides long. RefSeq lists its product as uncharacterized. The transcript has a single exon. NCBI's taxonomy places the organism in Eukaryota, Fungi, Basidiomycota, Agaricomycetes, Agaricales, Omphalotaceae. The coding region runs from base 47 to 274 and encodes 75 amino acids. The record is from RefSeq and is a predicted model, not a curated record.